AUGUCUGUGGGGUGGCCCUCUAUUGGGGUGGGUGCCUCCUUAAGGCCUAACUAUCUCAAGAGAAUUACAAAUUGUCACAAAAACACAUCCUUUCUGUUUGCCUUAGCUGAAAGAAACCAGGCAGCAUGGUCCAGGGGCUCAGGUGUGGUGGAGGCCGCCAGACCCUGGGGCAGCAGGAGCAUCCGGGCCCCACGUGGCGAACUCAACCAAAACCUGGAAGACUUUCCAGCAGGUUUCAUAGACGACCAUGAGCUCUACCCAUGGGAAGUCCUUGUUGUCGGUCCCCCAGACACACUUUAUGAAGGUGGUGUUCUUAAGGCUCAUCUCACUUUCCCAAAAGAUUAUCCCCUCCGGCCUCCUAAAGUGAUCAUCACAGAAAUCUGGCAUCCAAAUGUUGAUAAAAAUGGUGACGAUUGCAUUUCUGUUCUUCAUGCUGGGGAGGAUAAGUAUGGUUAUGAAAAGUCAGAGGAACGCUGGCUUCCUACCCACACGGUGGGAACCAUCACGAUUACUGUCAUUUCCAUACUGGCAGACCAUAAUGGAGAGUCACCUGCGAAAGAAUGGAAGGAAGACAGAAAUGGAGAAUUUAAAAGGAAAGCUGCACGCCGUGCAAGAAAAAGCCGAGAGACUGCUUUUGAGUGACAUUUAUUCAGCAGCUGGUAAUUUCACUUACUUCAGGGUCUUCAAUUGAGAAACAGGGCACUGUUUUUCCUGCACUGUACCCACCUGUAUUGCUGGACGUCUGUUGUAACAAGUUGGCAAAACCCUGGCUGGAACUGGGCUGCAAGAAAACAUGCCAGUUAUCAAUGCUGACAAGAGCCUAACAAGUGCCAGCUUACAGAUGAUUACGCAUUUUGAAUUCUAAUGAACUGUUUUAACCUUCAGGAAGAAUUGUAAAGACGUGUACAUAGCACAACAUGAUCCGGAUA
Molecule: messenger RNA, 929 nt
Organism: Ictidomys tridecemlineatus (thirteen-lined ground squirrel)
Lineage: Eukaryota; Metazoa; Chordata; Mammalia; Rodentia; Sciuridae
Source: RefSeq, a predicted model, not a curated record